Sinocyclocheilus anshuiensis is the source of this 2697-nucleotide messenger RNA. Its product is annotated as zinc transporter ZIP4-like. The transcript has 13 exons. Gene Ontology annotation, biological process: zinc ion import across plasma membrane; intracellular monoatomic cation homeostasis. Lineage: Eukaryota; Metazoa; Chordata; Actinopteri; Cypriniformes; Cyprinidae. Gene Ontology annotation, cellular component: plasma membrane. Gene Ontology annotation, molecular function: monoatomic cation:bicarbonate symporter activity; zinc ion transmembrane transporter activity. The record is from RefSeq and is a predicted model, not a curated record. The coding region runs from base 123 to 2081 and encodes 652 amino acids.
CAGGAGCUUCUACCUGAACAGGUACACGAUCACUUGUGUGAGGAGCUCUGAAGCUGCUGUGUGAGAGUGUGUGAGGACAGUCUGUCGCCGCAAUAAGAAUAAGGACAAAACACACACACACCAUGGAGACUGGAGGAGUUUUAUUUCUCUGUGUGACCUGCCUCAGUCUGUUUACAGGCGCGCGUGGUGGUAAAAAGGACAUUUACGCGAGAAUUGUGGAUUUAGUGUCUCCAGGUGAAGAGUUCCUCACGGAGGAUGCGCUUCUCUCGGUGUUUGAACGGCUGCAGAACCGCGUGCAGUGCUCCGGUGUGUCGUGUGGAAAGUGCCUGUCUGUUGAACAUCUGCACCAGUUGUUGAGUAAUUACAGCAGCUCACAGGGGCUACAGAUGGAGGAUUUCUUCACGAUGGCCCCUGGAUGCUGUCUGUUCCUGAGCGCUCCGCUAGAGACCUGCGGGGCCGUACAGGAGGGCCGCUGGGUUGAGGAGACCCAUCACUUCAUCCAAAUGAUCUUAGGCCAUGACAACACCACCAGCAGUCAUAAUGAGAUCAGUGCCACAGAAUAUGAGGGUUUGGAGCAGCUGUUUGAUGAGAUGGAAAAAUACUAUCAGCCAGUCACACAUGAGACCUGUCUUUCACUAAAAGACAUCCUGGAAGAGAGCGGUGAUCAUCACUUAGAGCUGGAUGCUGUUUUUGCAAAUAUCCUCUAUCAUGCUUUGCGUGGAGACUGUAUGAGAUCACUUCCUGAGCAAGAGUUCUUUCUGGAUUACAUCUUCAGCCAUUUUGCCUCUGAUAAUCUUACACUUCAUGAUUUUGAAGAGCUUCUGAAGACGCUAAACCUGGGCAGAGAUGAACACGACCAUGAUGAUGCCCACAUUGAUGAUGAAUCCCACCGCAGUGGACCAACCCGCAUACAAAGUCAUCAGGACGAUCACCAUAACAACAGCAGCUGGGACACGAUGUGUUUUAGUGCUGAAGACCUUCUGAGGAUCUACCAGCUGAACUCUUCAUUGCUGACCAGAGAUCAGUUCACACAGCUCAGUCCUGCUCUGAUUCAGCAGAUCCUCAGUGGAGGCUGUUCUGAGAUCACUUUCACCCACAUGACCCCUGAAUCUCUGAGCACCGCUGAGAGAUAUGGAUAUGCCACUCUCGCCAACAUUAUCGUCUGUCUGAUGGCCAUGUUUGGGAUCGUGGUGCUGCUGUUCUCCAGGUGCACGCAAGUCUUUCAGAUGUGCAUCCAGUUCUGCAUCAGUCUGGCUGUAGGAUCCCUCACGGGUGACGCUCUUCUGCAUCUGCUUCCUAUGUUCUUAGGUCUUCAUGGACAUGAAGAAGGACACAGUCAUGAGGAGGAGAACCUCGACUAUGUUUACAAACUCCUGGUGGUCAUUGGGGGCAUCUAUGUCUUCUAUCUGAUGGAAGCCAUCUUCGCUAUCAUCACUCGACAUGGUCAUCAUCAUAAUGGAUCUGAGCCUCAUCACUGUGACCACAGCAAAGUUCUGCAGAUGUUCCAGAGCAAGAGAACCCAGCAAAACAAUAACUCCACCUCACAGGAGGAGCUGGUGGACGAGCAAAACAAUGAGAAGUCCAUCCUGGAGCCGUCUAGCAGCACACGAGAGAAGCGUCUGCUGCCGUAUAUGAUCACCAUCGGUGACGGCGUUCAUAACUUUGCAGACGGUCUGGCCAUGGGCGCUGCGUUCUCCGUGUCGUGGCGUUCAGGACUGGCGACAUCACUGGCCGUUUUGUGUCAUGAGCUGCCACAUGAGUUAGGUGAUUUUGCAAUCUUGUUGCACUGUGGUCUAUCAGUGAGAAAGGCUCUGCUGCUGAAUGUGGGCAGUGCUCUCACCUCCUUCAUUGGCCUUUACAUCGCACUGUCCGUCUCCACUCAAACCACUGCCCAGGAGUGGAUUUCUGCCAUCACCGCCGGCUUCUUCCUUUACAUCAGCCUUGCAGACAUGCUUCCCUCUAUGAUUCAUGUGGACAGUAAAAAGCCGUGGCUGAUUUUUCUGCUGCAGAAUCUGGGUCUGUUGACUGGAUGGGGGAUUAUAUUACUCCUGUCAUUAUAUGAAGAUCAGAUAGGAAUCUAAAAAAUUAUGCAGGAUUGUACUUGUGUACUUAUGUACAUUAUCAUAUUCCCUUCCUUGAAGAUGUUUGUGUAGGUGUAAUAAACAGUGGAAAUAUGUGCUGCCAUGUUUUAAAAUGGAAUAUUUUUAAAACCUUGUUUAUAUUUGUAAUACUUAAUUUGUAUUGUUUUUGUUGGGAACAGAAGAGAAAUUACAAAAAAAUAUAUAUAUAUAUAUUACACCAUACAUUACACAUAUACUUGUUUUUAUACUUUUUAAAACGCCACACAUUUUCUCAGAUUUUCAAAUUUAAGUCUAAUUAAAAAUGAAUAUUUACAACAGAUAAAUCAACCAUGCAAAUCACUUAUUUACAGUAGAUAAAUGGCUUUUUAUGGCCAUCAGCACUUUACAUAUAGUUUCUCAUGAGGCUCCUGUCCUUCAGUUUAAAUGUAUAUUUUUACUAGUUAAUUGUAAUCUGUAAUAGUUGUUACUGUAUUUUAUUGUGAAAAUGUACUAUUGUAAGAUACACUUGAUGUAGGGAUUUUACUGGUUCAUUCUGCUAAUAUGAAGUAUGAAGUAAGUUUCUGUCAUGACAUGUAGUGAUCAAACCUGUGACUAAAUAAACAAAUUGUGAUCUGUG